Argiope bruennichi is the source of this 573-nucleotide messenger RNA. RefSeq names its product cuticle protein 14-like. Gene Ontology annotation, molecular function: structural constituent of chitin-based larval cuticle. Gene Ontology annotation, cellular component: chitin-based extracellular matrix. NCBI's taxonomy places the organism in Eukaryota, Metazoa, Arthropoda, Arachnida, Araneae, Araneidae. Bases 1 to 573 code for a protein of 190 amino acids. The record is from RefSeq and is a predicted model, not a curated record. The transcript is spliced from 3 exons.
AUGUCCUCAGGAAACUCUUACAAAGCCAUACGAAUGAAAGUGAAGAUCAGUCAGGCUUUUAUCUUGGCUGCCUUGGCAGUGGCUGCUUUUGCCAGCUUACAUCAUGAGCCUAUCCACCAUCCCCAACCCUUCAAGUUCGGCUACAGUGUAAAGGACAAGCACGGUGAACAGCAUCGUGAAGAAGUCGGCGACGGAAAGAACGUGAAAGGAAGCUACGGAUUCACCGAUGCCAGGGGAAUCAAGCGACAGGUCAACUACGUCGCUGACCAUGCUGGAUUCAGAGCUCAAGUCAAGACCAAUGAACCCGGAACUGCCAACCAAAACCCUGCAGCCGUUCACAUCAUUUCUGAUGCCCCCUACGGACAUAGUGGAUACGCCGGAGUUGGAGGUGCAGGAUAUGGAUACGCCGGAGUUGGAGCAGCUGGAUUGGGCUACGGAUACGGUGGUCUUGGAGCAGCUGGUUUAGGAUACGGAUAUGCUGGAGUUGGAGGAUAUGGUGGCCUCGGCUAUGGAGGAUAUGGUCUUGGCAAUGGACGCCUUGCAGGUUUAGGAUAUGCUCGUUACGGGUUUUAA